GAUUAUUAUUACGAUGUCAAACGACCUCUCUUGACUUGUCCGCUCGCACGCGCGCAGCCUCGCGGACUGGGAUUACAACAACUGGAGUGGCGCGCGCACAACUCACUCGUGUUUAUGUAAUGCCAUAUGUGACUGAGAGUGUGUGUCUGUGUGUGCGUGCGCGCUGGAGCUGGCGCGAGCUGGUCCAGCACCGCGGCGGCGACAGCGGUCACACGUUGAGCAUCAGCGACCCGUGCGUGAUUUAUCCUGCGGUUUGAGGGCUCGUGAGAUUUCAGAGGGGGUGCGGAUUUGACCCAGCAUAUAGGAGGGCGCUCGAGCUCCACCGUUUUCACGCACGGCACGCACGUAGACCCGGUGAAAUCGUCACGCGGAUAGAAUCUGUGGAAUCUGUCGCGAGUGUGUUCCUGCGCGGCCGGAGAGCAUCCCGGCAGAGAGCGAGGUCCGGUCGGUCGGUCGGUGGUUUGGUGCGGGUCGGUAGCACCGCGUGGAGCGGGGAGGUAGAGCGGGACGUGCGCUGGACUCCUGGCCGCAUCGGAGCAUCCCACUCCCGGCAGCAUCCAUCCCUCCGCGCCUCAGCUCCAGCGGGAGGCCCGGAGCGGCGGCAGGAUGUAGCAGCGGAUUAACGGAGGAGAGAGGGGCGCUCAGAGGAAGAGAGCGGGACCGAGCGGACCGGGGCGGGACGGAGGGGACAUGGGGAAGGACCAGGAGCUGCUCCAGGCCGUGAAGACCGAGGACUUGCUGACAGCUCAGCGGCUUCUACAGAGACCUCGGCCAGGGAAAGCCAAGCUUCUCGGAGCAGCAAAGCGAGUGAACGUCAACAUCCAGGAUGCAGAUGGGUUGGCACCGCUGCACCAUGCUGCUCUGAGUGGUAACAAGGAGCUGAUCUCUCUGCUGUUGGAGGCCCAGGCAGCAGUGGAUAUUAAAGACCAUAAAGGGAUGCGUCCUCUGCAUUACGCUGCAUGGCAGGGGAAGACUGAACCAAUGAAAAUGCUGCUGAAGGCAGGCUCGUCAGUCAACGGACAGUCAGAUGAAGGACAAAUCCCUCUCCACCUAUCAGCUCAGCACGGGCACUAUGAUGGGUCGGAAAUGCUGCUCCAACACCAGUCCAACCCGUGUAUCUCAGACUCAGCUGGGAAAACACCCUUGGACCUUGCCUGUGAAUUUGGACGUGUCGGAGUGGUCCAGCUCCUGCUCAGCAGUAACAUGUGUGCAGCCAUGCUGGAACCGAAACCCUCCGACCCCAACGGAGUGUCACCUCUGCAUCUCGCUGCCAAGAACGGACACAUUGAUGUCAUACGGCUGCUGAUUCAGGCUGGUAUAGAUAUCAACAGACAGUCUGAGUCUGGCACAGCACUACAUCAGGCAGCCCUCUGUGGGAAGACGGAGGUAGUGCGCCUGCUGCUGGAUAGCGGUAUCAGUGCAGGAGUGAGAAACACUCUGAGUCAAACCGCCCUGGACAUCGUUAAUCAAUUCACCACCACACAGGCCAGCAGAGAGAUCAAACAGCUACUGAGAGAUGCUUCAGCUGCGAUGCAGGUGCGUGCACUGAAGGAUUACUGCAACAACUACGACCUUACCAGCCUCAACAUCAAAGCUGGAGACAUUAUCACGGUUUUGGAGCAGCACUCUGAUGGCCGAUGGAAAGGCUGUAUUCAUGACAACCGCACAGGAAAUGACCGUGUGGGCUACUUCCCCUCCAACAUGGUGGAAGUCAUCAAGAGGGCAGGUCACUCCCCCUCCCAGCAGUGCCACACCCUCCUGCUCCGCAGGCCCAACCCCUGUCCCAUUGCCACGGUCAACGGACACUCAUACCCCCCCUCCAAAGUCCUCCCCCUGCAUCUGCCUCCCCCUCCUCCCCUUCACCCUGACACACAGUCCCUCCCUCGGUUCUCCUCCUUUGGGUACGUUCCUCUUCCCAUCUCUCCUCCUUCUCUGUCUAAUCCUCCUCCUCCUCCUCCUCCUCCUCCUCCUCUCUCCACUUCUCAGGAGCAGCAGAGUCAGACAGGUUCGCGGACUGCAGAGCUGAGUCCUCAAGGCUCUCCGACUCUGGGACACCAGAGCAGCACCACUGAGGACAUUUGGGUGCUGCGUAAACCGCUGGCAGGUGGCGAGCGCAGUGGCAGUGUGGGCAGCCUCGGCAGCGUUCGGUCAUCCAGCAGUUUGCAGAGCUCUGGAAACACACAUGUCCUGACCACCCCUGCACCCAGUCCACACCCGGCACCCACACCAGGCGUCAACACACACGGCCUUAACGCUCCGGGCCUGCACGCACAAGCUGAAGGGGUGAAGCUCCUGGCCACCGUGCUAUCCCAGUCAGUAAAAGCCAAGGAGCAUCUCUUGGAGCAGUCGCAGUCUGUUGAGCAGUCAGCGAGCUCCUCCAGUUGCACAGUUCAUGAACAGCGGUCAUUUGAGCGGAAGGCAGAGGAGGAUGAUGGGAAAAAGCAGGCAGUAGUGGCGUGGCUGGGUGAGUUUCAGCUGCAGUUCUACACCACCCACUUCCUCACCGCGGGAUAUGAUCUAGACACCAUUAGCCGCAUGACCCCUGAGGACUUGACGGCAAUUGGGGUCAUGAAGCCGGGACAUCGAAAGAAGUUAACAUCAGAGAUCAGCAAGCUGCCCUCCACAGACUGGCUGCCGGACCACAAGCCUGCCAAUUUGGCAGACUGGCUGUCACACCUGGGUCUUAGUCAGUACUACCAGGUCCUGGUGCAGAAUGGAUAUGAAAACAUUGACUUCAUCUCUGACAUCAGCCUUGAAGACCUGCAAGAGAUUGGUAUUACAAAGCUCGGCCAUCAGAAGAAGCUGAUGUUGGGAGUGAAGAGACUGAAGGACCUGCAGAGAGGAGAAAGUGGCUCUGAGCCUCCUCAGAGCCCCUCUACACCUCCGUCCAGUCCAGGUGGCAGCACCGGCUCAGAGCCCCGGAGGGAAGUGCGUAAGCAGAGGGAGGGUGCCCCCAGCCCACUGGCCAAACCUCGCCCAGGUCUCACACAUUCACAGACUCCUCCCCACUCACCGACACAAACCCCAACACAAACUCCCCCACAUGGCCGAACCCAGCAGGCAUCCCCCAGGGCUCGGCCGCGCCCCUCCACCCAGAUGGCAACAAUAGAUGCAUCAGUACCGCUGCUUCGUCUGCCCAGUGAGGAGGAAGAGCGACGGAGAACUCACAGUCUAAUUGGCUCAGAAUCAGACUCUAGAUAUGCCACUGUGUGCCGCAGCAGCUCUGCACGUACUGCCCCUAAUGAUGUCACUGUUAACCGCAGCCAAUCGUCUGUCACCCUCCGCCCCCGUCGGAAAGGUCGGCCCCCCACACCACCUAAACGGUCCUGUUCUUCCAUUACUGGGGGUGACGGGGAGGGAGAGGGACAGGUGGAGGGGCUACUUGGGCUGCCAACCUAUCGAGAGCGGCGAGCCAGUGACUGUGGCAGCCUGGGAUCAGCUUUAAGAUCUCAGGACUCAGCAGGCCUGGAGAGAUCAGAGGGGGCUUCUGGGAGUGUUCGCAGCCUCGCUGCUAUGCUGGAAACAUCCAUCGUAGGUGGAGCCAAAACCCUGCCAAGGAAUCUGGGAGGCAGCACCAACUACCUACAGGUGAGUCCGCCUGUACUUCGUCGGCAGGCUGGUGCAGGAGGUCUUGGAUCUGAGGAUGAGGAUGUCUUAAGUCGCCGCAGGACCAUCAGCGGACCAGAAGGCCUCCCUGGGGAUCAGCUCGACUUGUUACCUCGGCAACCAGCCCAGCAACGUCCAGAGCCCCGACCCCGCUCCACUGUGGUCUCCUCAGCAGCAGAGAUCACAGACGGCACAGCGACGCUCCGAAGGAGGCCGCAUCCUGUGGUGACAGACUCUGAAGCACCUGCAUCUGUGGAAGCCAGUGCUGUCACCAUGACAACCGGCUCUGACACUAUACGCAGGAGACAACGCACAGCUGAGCAUCCAGAAAGUGUCACUCAAAGCAAUAACCAAUUAGACUCUCCUAGCAGUCAAACAGAUAGCAGCCGGAAAAAUGGAGGUGAGCCGCAGCAGAAUGGCGGCGUGGUACUGAGGCGGCGGCCGGUGUCUGAGGUCUCUGAUAGGACGGAGGCCAACAGAGAGAGCUGUGAGUGGAUGGAGGCUAGGAAGUCUCUGAAGCCGCCGGUCUCACCUAAACCAUCCACAGUCACCCUGAGGAAGACACAAGCGGAUCCCCCAACACCGACUCGCAGGGUCCCCAUACCCGGGCCUGACAACACUGAGACAGCACAGAGUCCUGAGCCGAAGCGCGUCCCUCCUCCUGUGUCCCCGAAACCGCGUGGGCCUCCGACGGCACCUAAACCAGGAAAAGCAAUAGUAGCUUCAGCUGCCAUGAGCCCGAGUCCUGUUGCUACCAGCCCUGCUGCAGCCAGCCCCACCCCGGCCCCCAAACCCUCCUCUCCUCUCCCCUCCUCUGUCGCCCCUCUUCCUGCUCCUGACACCCCCUCUGCUCCCUCCCUCUCUCCAGGACUCCCUCUUGCUUCCCCUUCUCCGGCCCAGAGUCCCUCCACGCCCUCCCCACACCCAGUCAAACCUCCCCGCUCCUCCAUCGCCGGCCUCUCCAUCGACCUGCUGGGAGGACGAGAGCUGGAGGAGGAAGAGGAGAGGAGGCGAGAGGAAGAGGAGAGGAAGAGAGAGAGGGAGCACAAGAGGGACAAGGAGCAGCAGGAGGAGAGGAAGAGGGCUGAGGAAGAGAAUGCGAGGGAGCUGGAGGGUCAAGUGGAGGAAGUACAGCAGGAGGAGGUGCAGCAUCGUUUGGAGGAGACCAGUGCCUCCUUGGCUGCGGCUGUGCAGGCUGUAGAACAUAAAAUCAAAGAGGAAGAUGCACAAAAUGACUCUCUUUCCAGCAAGAAGUCUACAGUCUCCAUCUUGGACGACAUCGGCAGCAUGUUUGACGACUUGGCAGACCAACUGGAUGCAAUGCUCGACUGAUCUCCUGCCCACAUCUCAUCUCCAACAAGCCCUUUCCCCUCUCCCGUCAUCAUGUGUAGGUGUUUCAAGAAAACUCUCCCAAGGCUAGAUGCUGGCGCUCUGAGAGUGUGUGCGUGUGUGUGUAUGUGUGUGUGUGUGUGUGCAUGUGUGUGAGCGUAUGUCCCUCCUGCGUGAGCGCUUCUCAUGUAGCCUUGUACAGUAAUACCGAGGAGGGAGUCCUCUUCGUCUGGCGCAGUAGCUCUAGUACGCCUCCCAAUGCGAGGAGGCCGCUCCCACACAACCUCUGACCUCUGCAGCCCAGCGAGUCGCCGCCGCCGCCCAGCCUCAGACGGCUGUGUGGACCCAGAAGCACAAUCAUUUUCCUCGUCCUUUUAUCUCUACAGACUCUGACAGAGAUGCUAACUCAGUCAGACAGGGAGGCAGACAGAUAAGCAUAUUGCUUGCAAAAAAAAAAAAAGCACAUAAACUGACUGACGGACAGGCAGAUAGAUAGUUAGAUAGACAAGAUGCAUACAGAUGAGAUAACGGAGAGCGUUUUUAAAAGCACAUGGAAAGACAGGCCGCUUUCCGAGUCUGUCCCACUCCUGCGAUGUCAAACGGAUGCAUUUUUCCAGAUGAAUCGUAGCCUCUAUUUCUCUUCUGUAUGAGUGGAGGAUUGUGGUUUAGCCGGACUUCCUGACUUGUGUGUUGUCUCUCUUCAUGUUGUUGUUGUUGCUGUUGUUGUUAUCGUUGCCGUUGUUGUCGUUACGAGUGUGUGUAGUCCCCUGCUGAUGCUCAUGUCAAUGUCCUCCCACUCGUACAGUAGUUAUUCUAAAGAUCAGAACGAUGAUAUAGAUGUGUGUCCAUGAAUUUUUGAGACACUCACACACACACACACACACACACACACACACACACACACACUGGUUUUAAUCUCGCUGGUGUUCUGCUUUGUUGGUGUUUAGCUCCAUCUAUGGAGGUUUGCUUGGAAAUGAGUCUACACAUCUACACACACACACACACACACACACUCAUUUACAUGCAAAGACACAUAUAUACAAGCACACUCAUGCGGUGUAUCCCCUUGUCCUGCUGCAGUGAACAGUGUUUUUAAAAGAUAAUCCUAUAUUUCAAUGCUUUAUACAGUACAUCCAGUAUACAUACAUAGAGUUUAUAAUAUACCUGGGUAUUUGAGCUGUUAGAGCUCCCUCUAGUGUUGGUUAGUGAAACUGCCUCUAAUCUGCCCACCUUCCAUCUUGUCUCAACCCCCUUUUUAUCUCCCUCUGUGUCCGUUUUGUUAACUCUGCAUCUCUCUGUGCCUUGGUAGUGUUCUCUCAUUUAUUCUUUUUAUUUGUCUCUUUUUUUCUUUUUUUCCAUUCAAACAUGUUUAAUGGUUUUCUGGUUCCUUCCGAACCCUCUCUCCUUGUGUGUCCGUGACGUCAAAAGUAGCUUCUAGGUUGAGUUGUGAGUCCUAUAUGAUCCCCUCAGAUCAAUCAGUAAGCUGUAAUAAAUUGGCUCUGCUCCUCCUCGGCUCCCCAGUUUUCAGUGGUCCCCCCCAUGUAGGCCAGACAGUGGAUCAACCACCAGUGUUCAUCCCAAUGAAGAGUCCACUUGUAUUUUUAUGCUCUUUGAAAACAAAGAUAUAUUUGAGAGACAGAUGGUUCUAUGUGAAUAAUAAUAAUAAUAAUUAUAGACAUUGAAUUGAGGUGAGCUGAUUGAGCCUGUACAUUUAUGGUUGAGUUCUGGAUGUGUUGUGACGGCUGUUGUGCCAUGGUUGGGUUAGGUUGUGUUUCUGCUGUGACGAUGCAUUCCUGUACAGCUGUGAUCAGA
Molecule: messenger RNA, 6747 nt
Organism: Epinephelus fuscoguttatus (brown-marbled grouper)
Lineage: Eukaryota; Metazoa; Chordata; Actinopteri; Perciformes; Serranidae
Product: caskin-1-like
Exons: 22
Coding region: 691-4938 (1415 amino acids)
Molecular function (GO): protein binding
Source: RefSeq, a predicted model, not a curated record